Messenger RNA from Gloeophyllum trabeum ATCC 11539, 549 nucleotides. RefSeq lists its product as uncharacterized. Bases 1 to 549 code for a protein of 182 amino acids. NCBI's taxonomy places the organism in Eukaryota, Fungi, Basidiomycota, Agaricomycetes, Gloeophyllales, Gloeophyllaceae. The transcript has 4 exons. The record is from RefSeq and is a predicted model, not a curated record.
AUGGAGAAGAUAACGGAAUUCCAGCGCGCGCAGAGUUCUGUUGAGACUGUCUUCAAUUUGCUCGCGGUCGACGUUGAAUCCCUGGAAAUCAUGAUGAACUUCGGUGGUAAAUUGGCCUUCGAGCAGAAAAAAGUGACGAGGACGAAACCAACAGGAUUUUACCCGGGGACCGCUGUUGAACACGGGCUGGGUUUCCCAUUGGAAGUCGCCUCUUUCGUGCUGAAUGGUCUCCAGUACAUGAUCUUUGCCAAAGUAUCUGAACGCAGGGGUGGCGGAAGAGCCGCUUCCCCGGGUCUCUGGAUAUUCAGACUGAUUCUUCUGUCGGCGCAGAACCACAACCUUAUGUCAUGGCCGGCAGUGAUGACCUUUCCGACUCAGGCGACGACAGGCGACGAGGUCGAGUCCGAGGAAGGCGAGUGCGAGAAGAUCCAGGAAGCCCGAAUUAUGCAGCAUAAACAAGCCAGCGAUCGUGGAGAGGCCCCUAAGAUUGAAGCGGGCUACGAAAAUGAGCUCAGCGGACGUGAAGGUAUAAAAUCUGGAGUACACUGA